AUGACAUCAGCCCCACCCAUAACACCAGCAACAGGGGGAGCAGCAGCAGCAGCAGCAGCAGCAGCAGGAUCGCCAGCUAUGCAGGAGUCGUCUCAGCGCGUACGCGAGCUGCUCGACGAGGUUGCGCGGAAGGACAACGCGCUGCAGCAGAUCCGCGCGCUGUUCGAGUCGCUGAGCAGCGACUACGAGGUUGUGCAGCGCCGCGGGGAGCGGGCGCAGUUGGAGCUUGCGUCUCUCACAACGCAACAUGAAACACAGCAGCAGGAACUCAUCGCCCUCAAGGCGAAGAGCGCGCUGCUCGAGUCCCGAGUCAAGCUGGAGGACGACGAGUGGGACCGCCGCACACGGCAGCUGCGGCAGGAACUCGCUGCGGCCGUGGAGGAGCGCGACAGCCUCGCGAAGGAGCGUGAGGCGCAGUGGCGGCAAACACGGAGCCUCCGCGCGCAGCUGGACGAGCAGCGGUGCCAGCACGAGGAGGCGGAGGUUGCGUGGCGGUGCAGGUUGGAUGAGGCGCGCAGGGAGGCGGAGGAGAAG
Molecule: messenger RNA, 534 nt
Organism: Trypanosoma grayi
Lineage: Eukaryota; Euglenozoa; Kinetoplastea; Trypanosomatida; Trypanosomatidae
Exons: 1
Source: RefSeq, a predicted model, not a curated record